Messenger RNA from Candida tropicalis MYA-3404, 1695 nucleotides. Its product is annotated as metal resistance protein YCF1. The transcript has a single exon. Lineage: Eukaryota; Fungi; Ascomycota; Pichiomycetes; Serinales; Debaryomycetaceae. The record is from RefSeq and is a predicted model, not a curated record. Gene Ontology annotation, cellular component: membrane. Gene Ontology annotation, molecular function: ABC-type transporter activity; ATP binding; bilirubin transmembrane transporter activity. Bases 1 to 1695 code for a protein of 564 amino acids. Gene Ontology annotation, biological process: transmembrane transport.
AUGGAACAAGUUGAGGUUUUAUCAUCAUCAUCUUCCUACUUAUCAGGAGGUUGGAAUUUAUUAAAUCCUGUGCUAUCUUUGAAAUCCCCUAUUUCUGAAACUACUACUGAUGAUAGUAUGUUUAUUAAUUCUAACAAUGUGACUAGUAAUACUCUUGUUUCUCAAUGGUUAGGAUGUCAUACUAAGAAGGAAAGUUGGGGUCCAUUAUCUUCAAUUUAUAAUGAUUUAACUCCAUGUUUUUUACAAGGGGUAUUAUUUGGUAUAUCAGCAAUAUUAAUGAUUGUCUGUGGAUCAUAUCAGAUUUAUUAUUUGAGAAAUAAAAAAAUUUCCAUAGCUAAUAGAAUCAAUUAUUCAUUUUAUGUUAAAUUGUUGUUAGUUCUUAUUCAAUUAAUUUUCCAAAUCGGAUUGGUUUUGCAUUAUCCAUCUGGAACUGGUAUUAUUUAUUCGUCUUUGAUAUUGAAUUCCGUUGCAACUUUUAUCGCUUUAGGCGUUCAUUAUUUAGAACAAUUCAAAUCAACUAUUCCAAAUGGUGUGUUGUUAUUUUAUUGGUUGUUUCAAAUAUUGAUGAAUUUGGGAAGAAUUGCUAAUCUUUACUUGAGAAAUAAAAUCGAUUCUGAUUUUUCUACUUUGGUAAUCUUAUCCACUGUUAAUGCAUUUAUCAUCUUGGUUAUUGAAAUUGCUAUUCCUAUGAAAUCAAUUGAUUAUUAUCAAAGAAUUGCCAAUGAAUCCCCUUAUGACCGUGCUAAUAUUUUCUCGAGAAUUACAUUUGAUUGGAUGGGUGGAUUAAUGAAAAAAGGUUAUCACAAGUAUUUAACUGAAGAGGAUUUGCCACCAUUACCUAGAGAUUUGAAAGCCAGUAAGACUAGUAAGAAAUUCGAUCAUUAUUGGUAUAGUCAACCAGCCCAAAAGAAAUCCAUCCCUUGGGCAAUUGCUCGUGCAUUUGGAGGACAAUUUUUAAUGGGUGGUGUAUUUAAAGGAGCUCAAGAUGCUUUGGCAUUUGUUCAACCCCAAUUGUUACGUUUGUUGAUUAAAUUUGUCAAUGAUUAUUCUCAAUCAGUUAAACAAGGCGAACCAAUCCCUCUUACUCGUGGGUUAUUAAUUGCUGUUUCCAUGUUUAUUGUUUCUGUCGUUCAAACUGCAUUUUUACAUCAAUAUUUCCAAAGAGCAUUUGAUUUAGGUAUGAAAAUCAAAUCAUCCUUGACUUCUGUUGUGUACAACAAAUCUUUGGUUUUAUCAAAUGAAGCUAGACAAGAAUCUUCCACCGGUGAUAUUGUUAAUUUAAUGUCUGUUGAUGUUCAAAGGUUACAAGAUUUGGUUCAAAAUUUACAAAUCAUUUGGUCUGGACCUUUCCAAAUUAUCUUGUGUUUGUAUUCCUUACAUUCAUUACUUGGAAAUGCUAUGUGGGCUGGUGUCGCCAUUAUGAUCAUUAUGAUUCCUUUAAAUGCCGUUAUUGCCAAAACUCAAAGAAGAUUACAAAAAACCCAAAUGAAAUACAAAGAUGAAAGAUCAAGAUUAAUUAAUGAAAUUUUAAACAAUAUCAAGUCCUUGAAAUUAUAUGCUUGGGAAAAACCAUUCUUGAAACAAUUAAACCAUGUUAGAAAUGAUAAAGAAUUGAGAAAUUUGAGAAAAAUGGGUGUUUUUGUUGCAUUCACCAAUUUCACUUGGAAUUUAGCUCCAUUUUUGGUUAGUUGUUAA